AUGAUAUGCAAUGAGACGUAUAAACCGACACCGUUUCGGAAUAGACUUGGGCGUAGAACGUAUUCAUCAAUACGCUGUUCACGUCAAACUCAGCGGACGCAAUUAGAAACUAUCGACAAUCGAAGUUUAAAUGAACAACACGAACAAUGCUUACGUCAAAGUUAUCAAACAAUUAGUGAAGAGUGUGAUUUAACCGAUCAAUUUUCCGUAAAUCAAAAUAAUGAACGGCGUGAUGCUACUAGUACUGGCUCCUGUAUUUUUGUACGAGGAUCUACACAGCUACGUGAUUCACGUCGUAAAACAGCAGAACAAUGGCAAACCAGGAAACACUCUUUAGUAAAUGAUGAUAAUUGUGUGGAAGAAGUACGACACGGUCAAAAAGUUAAAUUUUCGCUUGCCAUUAAUAAUAGAUCAUUUCUUCGAAAGCUGAAUAAUACCGUAGAAAAUAAAAAAAGUCUCCGGAUUUCCGCAACCAAACAUCUUGAAUAUAGUCGAGCUCAUCUCUUACCGUCACUUUUUUCAUCAUCUACAAUCAAUUCGAAAUCAAAAAGCUGCAAUUCUGAAUCAAAUUUCGACUUUUUAUACCAUUCCGAUUCAUCGUAUCCGAUUAAUUCUUAUAUUAAAUCGAAGGAAUUGCAUUUAAAAUCUGCUGGUUUACAUGAAAUCGAUGUAAAUACAUGUGCGGAAAAUCAAAUUUCAUUCAAUAAAGAGGUAAGUUAA
This is a messenger RNA of Cercopithifilaria johnstoni, 720 nucleotides long. The record is from the annotation of a GenBank genome assembly. Lineage: Eukaryota; Metazoa; Nematoda; Chromadorea; Rhabditida; Onchocercidae.